Molecule: messenger RNA, 1886 nt
Organism: Momordica charantia (bitter melon)
Lineage: Eukaryota; Viridiplantae; Streptophyta; Magnoliopsida; Cucurbitales; Cucurbitaceae
Product: Plant invertase/pectin methylesterase inhibitor superfamily
Biological process (GO): cell wall modification
Molecular function (GO): enzyme inhibitor activity; pectinesterase activity
Source: RefSeq, a predicted model, not a curated record
CUCCCCCAUCUUUCUUCCCUAUAAAAUGAGAACUCAAGCUCCACAAAAAUCCCACAUCUCCUCAAGAACCCAAAAAAAAAAAAGAAAAAGAAAAAUGGCAACAAUUAAAAUUCGACAAAGCCUUUCAGUUGUUGCUCUUGUUGUUGUUCUUGUUUUUCCAAGCGCCAUUUUUGGUUACUCAGAGAAAGAAAUAAAAUCAUGGUGCAGCCAAACGCCGUAUCCGGCGCCAUGCGAGCACUUUCUCCGAACCAAAGCCGCCACUUCAAACAAUUCUCCGAUCACCGAUAAAUCCCAUUUCCUCAAAAUCCUCGUCGAAACGGCGCUCUCCACUGCCGUUUCGGCCCACAAAGACGCCAUUUCCCUCGGGCCAAAGUGCCGCAACUCCCGCGAGAAAUCCGCUUGGGCCGACUGCGUUUACCUCUACGACCAAAUAAUCUCACGGCUCAACCGGACUGCCGACCGCUGCUCCCGGUCCGACGCCCAGACCUGGCUCAGCGCCGCCCUCACCGCCCUCGAGACCUGCCGCACCGGCUUCGACGAGCUCGGGGUUUCCGCCUCCGGCUAUCCCUUGACGGCGAAUAACGUCUCCAAGUUGAUCAGCGACGGGUUGUCGGUAAAUGGACCGCCGUCGCCGGACGGGUUCGGCCCGCCGAGCCGGGUCGAUGGGUUCCCGGUCUGGGUCAGCCCCGGGGACCGGAAGCUGCUGCAGUCCGGCUCGCCGGCGGGGAAUGCUGACGUGGUGGUGGCGAAGGAUGGGUCCGGGGACUUUCAGACGGUGGCGGCGGCGGUGGCGGCGGCGAAGGGUGGCGGGAGAUUUGUGAUAUAUGUGAAGGCGGGGGUUUAUAGUGAGAAUGUGGAGAUCAAGGCGAAGAAUGUUAUGUUGGUCGGCGACGGAAUCGGAAAAACUGUCAUCACCGGAAGCAGAAGUGUCGGCGGCGGCUCCACCACUUUUAGAUCAGCCACCGUUGCUGUCGAUGGAGACGGAUUCAUCGCCCGUGACAUUACCUUCAGAAACACCGCCGGAGCGAAGAACCACCAGGCGGUGGCGCUCCGGUCCGGCUCCGAUCUCUCCGUCUUCUACCGCUGCGGAUUCGAAGGCUUUCAGGACACUCUCUACGUCUACGCGGAGCGCCAAUUUUACAAGCAAUGCGACAUUUACGGCACCGUCGAUUUCAUCUUCGGAAACGCCGCCGUCGUGAUCCAAGAUUCCAACAUAAUCGCUCGCGAUCCUCCUAACAAGACCAUUACUCUCACCGCCCAAGGCCGGAGCGAUCCGAAUCAGAACACCGGAAUCUCGAUCCACAAUUGCAGAGUCACCUCCGCCGGCGGCCUCAGCGGCGUCAAGGCCUACCUAGGGCGGCCGUGGCGCCAGUACUCGCGCACCGUUUUCAUGAAAUCGAACAUCGGAGGAUUCAUAAAUCCGGCCGGAUGGAUGGAGUGGAGCGGUAAUUUUGCCCUAAAUACGCUCUAUUACGGCGAGUAUUCGAAUACCGGACCGGGAUCUUCGACGGCUAAUCGAGUGAAAUGGAAGGGUUACCAUGUGAUUACCAGCGCGGCGGAGGCUUCUAAAUUCACCGUCGGGAAUUUCAUUGCCGGCGGCUCGUGGUUGCCGAACACCGGCGUCCCCUUCACCUCCGGCCUCUGAAUCUCUGUCUCUGGUUAGUGCUGUAUCUAUUGUUUUGUUAAUCAUCGCUGAUUUGUUCUUCCUGAGAAAAAAACAAGAACGAAUUUCAUUCCAAUAAACUCGUCUCUCAUCAAGAAAUUAGAAUUUUCUUUUCCAUCUCUUCUACAAAAGGAAUCUAAAAAAUUGUUAGGCUUCAUAGGAGUAUUCAAUUUACAGUGUAAGUUAUUUUCUUCCUUUGGAAUGGUAUUGUUUGAAUUAUUAA